This is a messenger RNA of Necator americanus (New World hookworm), 1293 nucleotides long. RefSeq lists its product as uncharacterized. NCBI's taxonomy places the organism in Eukaryota, Metazoa, Nematoda, Chromadorea, Rhabditida, Ancylostomatidae. Gene Ontology annotation, cellular component: ubiquitin ligase complex; cytoplasm. Gene Ontology annotation, molecular function: ubiquitin protein ligase activity; ubiquitin conjugating enzyme binding; zinc ion binding. Gene Ontology annotation, biological process: positive regulation of proteasomal ubiquitin-dependent protein catabolic process; protein polyubiquitination; ubiquitin-dependent protein catabolic process. Bases 1 to 1293 code for a protein of 430 amino acids. The transcript has 12 exons. The record is from RefSeq and is a predicted model, not a curated record.
AUGUCGAGACAGUUUCCGGCUGAACAGACGGAAGAAGUUGAGGCUGUAGUCAGCUGUUUUAGCGAGGAUUUUGUCUCCGUCGACACGAGUGGAGAAGAACUUAGAGGAGUUAUCUCGGUGACAUUAGAACCAAGAUCAAAACCUAUUGUGAUUUUUGCUUCGGACGAAAAAAAUUAUGGACAAUUCGAGACUACCCAGCUCUCUCCGGUCGACCUUCUGUUUCAGUUACCUGCAGAGUAUCCAGCCAAGAAAGCAAUUAUCGAUUUGGAUUGUAUCUGGAUGCCCAUCUCAAUGGAAAAUCUGAUUUUGAGGAGGAUCGACGAUAUUCUUCAAGAGAACAUCGGAUCCGCUGUUCUGUUUCUGUGCUAUCAGGAAGUGAAGAAAAUUGUAGAUAACACUGAAAUUACAGAACUGCAUGUGGAAGAGAACCGCAUUGCUCGAAAGAAUAAAUUGGGGCCGAUGGAAAUGUUGGAGAAAGCAAGAGACGUGUGUGAAAAAGCCGAGUUGGACGAGUUUGAAGCACAUUGUCAUGACUGUAACGUGUGUUUUGAGAACAAAUCUGGCCGUGAAUGCGUACGAUUCUCACCUUGCCGGCAUACGUUUUGCAAAGAAUGCGUAACCGCAUAUUUUAAGCAGAAACUGCUUCAAGAGAUUUCACCGCUUACGUGUCCCAGCAGUAAUUGUGCGACGAAUGCUCCUCAAAAGUUGAUCGUUCGGCUUCUGGGUCAGGAGGCAUUUGAACGCUAUGAACGACUGCUACUGUCUCGAGUUUUGGAUAACAUGGGUGGUAUGGUUGUUUGUCCAAGGAUUGCUUGUCAGAAACCGGCCGCCCUCAGUCAAAUAAGAGAUAAUUUGGCGACCUGCCUUGUUUGCGGCUAUUCAUUCUGCACUAAAUGUUUCAAAUCGUUCCACGGAUUUCAAACUUGCCGAGGCAAAUACAAUCUCUCAGUCCUUGUUGAGAACAGCAACUUUACAUGGGGUUUCCGUGAAGUGUCUCUGUUGGAGUUUCUCAGAGCGACCGAUGAGGAGAGAAGACAGAUGGGAUAUUGGUAUGGAGGAAUUGAACAAUUAGAGGCUGAAAUGGAAAAGGCAUUAAAGAAGAAAGAAUGGCGCAGCUAUGCAUGGAUUGAACAAAACAGUGACAGAUGUCCUAACUGCCUUAUUCCAAUUCAGAAAAACGAAGGAUGUAACUUUAUGGCAUGUAGGAUGUGUAAGACGAAUUUUUGUUGGAAAUGCAAACAAAUACUCAAUACAUUCAACUCAUACGAUCACUUCAGUAAUGGUACCUGUUGA